AUUUUCAAUUUUUUCAAAUUCAUUUCAAAUUUAAAUCACAUCUUAAAUUUCAAUAUCAACAAGUAAACAAAACCACAUUUGGGUUCAGAAGAAGCCAGAAGUCUAGAGAGAGAAAGCCCUAGAGAGAGAGAGAUGAACAACGGAGCGGGAAACGAAGACAAGGGUUUGCUAUGGAGGCUUCCAGUCAUAAAAUCGAAGGAAUUAGGUAAGCUAGGACCUGCCUUCGGAAUCGGCGCCGGCUGUGGUGUCGGCCUCGGCAUCGGCCUCAUCGGCGGCACAGGAUUCGGCCCCGGAAUCCCCGGCUUACAACUCGGUUUCGGACUCGGAGCUGGAUGUGGAGUCGGCCUAGGGUUCGGCUAUGGAAUGGGCAGAGGCAUUGCUUAUGAUGAUAGUCGGAGAUACUCUAAUGUCGGCAAGUUUUUCAACGGGAAAGCAAAUCUUCAUUCGAAUCUUCCUUCUCAGGAUGAGAUUGGUGCCCUAAUUGAUGAACUUGUGAUGAACACCAAGAAGCUAAUCAAAGCCACUUCCACAGAGGUUGAUAAGUGGAGGAGGUUCUGAAUUUUGAUGUAUUUGUGUUUUUAGGGUUUAUAUGUUUAAGAUCCAAACACAAUCUUAUUAUACCUUUACAAAAAUAUGUUUGUGUGAAUUGUUCUGAGUUUGUUGAAUUCCAUCUACUGUGUUUGAAUCUUUGAUUUGAGUAUGUAUUUUUUUUUU
Messenger RNA from Camellia sinensis, 714 nucleotides. Lineage: Eukaryota; Viridiplantae; Streptophyta; Magnoliopsida; Ericales; Theaceae. The record is from RefSeq and is a predicted model, not a curated record.